AUGGCGAAAGGGGUAAGACAAGGUGACCUGCUUUCUCCCUUCCUCUUCAUCAUUGUGAUGGAAGGGUUAACCUUGGUGAUGAAUACGACGAUUCAAAAAUGUGUUUUUGAUGGGAUAAAUUUCCCAAACUCUAACAUUUGUUUGUUUCAUUUAUUUUACGCAUAUGAUGCAUUAUUCAUUGGAGAAUGGUCGAGGCAUAACAUUGCUAAUUUGGCAAGGAUCUUGAGAUGCUUUUAUGUUUCGUCUAGGUUGAAAGUUAAGUUUAGCAAGUCUAAGGUGUUUGGAGUUGGAACAUCCCUUAUUGAAGUAUCACAUUGUUCUGCUCCUCUUGGUUGUGAGCCAUCAUCUCUCCCGUUCACUUACCUUGGCAUUCCGAUGGGAGAAAACAUGAACUUGAAGAAUGAUUGGUGGCCGAUUAUUGAGAAGUUUCAUUCUAAGCUCUCAUCUUGGAAAGCGAAAUUGCUUAGCUUUGGAGGUAGAGUAACUCUUGUAAAGGCGGUUCUUGGUAAUCUUACCACCUUUUUAUGUCCAUCUUUUUUGUUCCAAAUUGAGUCAUUUAUACCCUUGAGAAAAUUAGAAGGAGAUUUAUUUGGAGUAGUGAGUUCGAUAAGAAAAGUAUUAGCUGGGUUGCUUGGGAAACGCUAUAGCUCAAAAAAGGGUGGUGGUAUUGGGCCAGGUUCCAUCAAAACCCUUAAUAUUUCUUUGUUAGCUAAGUGGAUGUGGUGCUUGAAAUUAGAUUACUCUGCCUAG
Lactuca sativa (garden lettuce) is the source of this 750-nucleotide messenger RNA. The record is from RefSeq and is a predicted model, not a curated record. NCBI's taxonomy places the organism in Eukaryota, Viridiplantae, Streptophyta, Magnoliopsida, Asterales, Asteraceae.